Messenger RNA from Pteronotus mesoamericanus, 1563 nucleotides. It is a transcript of the gene FAM174C, whose product is annotated as family with sequence similarity 174 member C. The record is from RefSeq and is a predicted model, not a curated record. The transcript has 3 exons. Lineage: Eukaryota; Metazoa; Chordata; Mammalia; Chiroptera; Mormoopidae. The coding region runs from base 76 to 456 and encodes 126 amino acids. Gene Ontology annotation, cellular component: extracellular region.
UGGUUGGUACCGCCCUGUGCCAGUGACGGACAGAAGCUUGCGGGGGCGGGCCGAAGCCACCGCUUCCGCAGGGCCAUGGGGCUGGGUGUGGUGGUGGUGCUGCUCCUGCCGGCGCUGCUCUGUGGAGCCCAGGAAGCCAGUUCCAUAUUGAGUUCCGAGCCGACAAUGCUCUCGCCACCAGGAGCCAUAACGAACGGGAGCCAGCCAGCUGCGCUGCACAACAGCACGCACCUGCAGCCGCCGGGCUCGCGGGGCUCGGCUCUCCUGCGUGCCUUUUACGUGCUUACUGGCCUCAGCAGCCUGGCUGCGUUCUACUUCCUCAUCCGGGCUUUCAGGUCGAAGAAGCCCCAGCGGAGGAGCUACGGCCUCCUCGCCAACACCGAGGACCCCACAGAGAUGGCCUCGCUGGACAGCAGUGAAGAAACCGUCUUUGAGACCAGAAAUCUAAGAUGGUAGUGAAGUCCUCCCCUCAUCUCCAGAAGCUCUGGGUGGACGUUCAGGUCGGGAAGGCAGUGUUCCCAGCAGCCUUGGGGGAAGGACAAGAGACAGGGCCCACUCCCAGUGCCUACAUACCUGGCAAUUCUCCUGCUGGCCUGAGAGCUCGAGUGGGACCUGCCCAGCCCGCCUGAAGCCACCUUGGCCCUCCAGUGCCACAGGACCACCCAGGAUGCCAGGUGCGAACCAGAGGGGCCUCCAGCAGCCCCAUCCAGGAUUCUGAGACCCUAUGGCUGGACUGUGACUUACGCCACUGACCCUCCCCCGUGGGGACGCAGCUGAGGCCUGGCAGGCAGGUGGGCUAAUGGUCCUGUCUGGGAGUGCCUUCCCACUGGGCUGAGAACAAUAAAGGCAGCAAUGGCUCUGUAGCUGUCACCCAACUCCAUACUGCGCCAGACCUGGCAUCCUGGCUCACAGACGGGGUAGAGAGCAGAACAGAGCUUGAUCCAGGCUUGGCUUUUCUGAUCUGUGACCAUGCUGGGUUUCUUUGGCCUUGGCCCCAGCUCUCCAGAGGUCCUAGGGAGUUCUGCGAGGUAGACAGAAAUGGGGGGGCCUCCCAGUCAUUGCCUCUGGGCCUAUUCAUGCAUCAAAGGCCCUAUAUAGGGGCUCCCUCUUCUGUACUGCCUUCAGUGUAGGGCCCCUUAAAGGUCAUGUUCUCUGGGAUACUCACCUCAUCCCAUUCACACCAACAUGCCCCUUCUCUGUCAUCCUCAUUAAUUAACCUAACCCCACCCAGGCACCCAAUCUCAUUCCUGGUGAAGGUUGAUGGGUUCCUCUGUGGGCUUUGUUUUUCCUUCAAGUCACUAUGGGCAGGGUUCAGCUCUGUCACCCCUGCCCCCUGUAAAUGAUCCUGGAGAUGGAGAGGAGGGGCUGAGGGGAGGGGCUGGUCUCUGGCAGCCCUAUGACUGUGAGGUCUUCCCCCCCAGCCACUGGCCAGAGCUACUACGGCCAUGUCAUUAGGGGGAACAGCCACUAGGUGGUAGCCUUGUGUUGUCUGGCCUCUGCCCCACAGGCGUGCUGGGCCAUGCUGUGGCCUGGACUCAUCUGCUUGUACAGGUGGGGAAAUAG